GGUGGUUGCAGGAUUUUAUUCAGAAUGACUUUAGGAAGAGAGAUGUCUCCCCUUCAGGCAAUGUCUUCCUAUACUGCAGCCGGCAGGAAUGUUUUAAGGUGGGAUCUUUCACCAGAGCAAAUUCAAACAAGAACUGAGGAGCUCAUUGCACAGACCAAACAGGUGUACGAUGCCAUUGGAAUGCUUGACCUUAAGGAAGUAACUUAUGAGAACUGUUUGCAGACACUGGCAGACGUAGAGGUGAAGUACAUAGUGGAACGAACCAUGCUGGACUUCCCUCAGCAUGUCUCCUCUGACAAAGAAGUACGGGCAGCAAGCACAGAAGCGGAUAAAAGGCUUUCUCGUUUUGAUAUCGAGAUGAGCAUGAGAGAAGAUAUAUUUCUGAGAAUUGUUCACUUACAGGAAACCUGUGAUCCGGGGAAGAUAAAGCCUGAGGCCAGACGAUACUUGGAAAAGUCAAUUAAAAUGGGAAAAAGAAAUGGGCUCCAUCUUCCAGAUCAAGUACAAAGUGAAAUCAAAGCAAUGAAGAAAAGAAUGAGUGAACUGUGCAUUGACUUUAACAAAAACCUCAAUGAGGAUGAUACCUUUCUUGUAUUUUCCAAGGCUGAACUUGGUGCUCUUCCUGAUGAUUUCAUUGAGAGUUUAGAGAAAACAGAUGAUGACAAGUAUAAAAUUACCUUAAAAUAUCCUCACUACUUUCCUGUCAUGAAGAAAUGUUGUAUCCCAGAAACCAGAAGGAAAAUGGAAAUGGCUUUUAAUACAAGAUGCAAAGAGGAAAACACCAAAAUUCUGCAGCAACUACUCCCACUGAGGGCCAAAGUCGCCAGACUACUCGGCUACAGUUCACAUGCUGACUUUGUCCUUGAAAUGAACACCGCGAAGAGUACAAGCCAUGCCACUUCCCUCACAGAUGAUUUAAGCCAGAAAUUAAAACCCCUGGGUGAGGCAGAACGAGAGUUUAUUUUGAAUUUGAAGAAACAGGAAUGUGAAGAGAAAGGUUUUGAAUAUGAUGGAAAAAUCAAUGCCUGGGAUCUGCAUUACUACAUGACUCAGACAGAAGAACUCAAGUACUCCAUAGACCAAGAGAUCCUCAAGGAAUACUUCCCCAUUGAAGUGGUCACCGAAGGCUUGCUGAACAUCUACCAGGAGUUGUUGGGACUUUCGUUUGAACAAGUGGCAGAUCCUCAUGUGUGGAAUAAAAGUGUCACACUUUACACUGUGAAGGAUAAAGCCACAGGAGAAGUAUUGGGACAGUUCUACUUGGACCUCUAUCCAAGGGAAGGGAAAUACAACCAUGCCGCCUGCUUUGGCCUCCAGCCGGGCUGCCUCCUGCCCAAUGGCAGCCGCAUGAUGUCUGUGGCAGCCCUUGUGGUGAACUUCUCUCAGCCCCUAGCAGGCCGCCCCGCUCUCCUGAGGCACGACGAGGUGCGGACUUAUUUCCAUGAAUUUGGUCAUGUCAUGCAUCAGAUUUGUGCACAGACUGAUUUUGCACGAUUUAGUGGAACAAAUGUGGAAACUGACUUUGUAGAAGUGCCAUCACAAAUGCUUGAAAACUGGGUGUGGGACGUGGACUCCCUCCGAAGACUGUCAAAACAUUAUAGAGACGGAAGACCUAUUGCAGAUGAUCUGCUGGAAAAACUUGUUGCUUCCAGACUGGUCAACACAGGUCUUCUGACCUUGCGCCAGAUUGUUCUGAGCAAAGUUGAUCAGUCUCUCCAUACCAACACAGCACUGGAUGCCGCGAGCGAGUAUGCCAACUGCACAGAAAUUUUAGGUGUUGCAGCUACUCCAGGCACAAAUAUGCCAGCUACUUUUGGACAUUUGGCAGGGGGAUAUGAUGGCCAAUAUUAUGGAUAUCUGUGGAGUGAAGUAUUUUCCAUGGACAUGUUUUAUAGCUGUUUUAAAAAAGAAGGAAUAAUGAAUCCAGAGUUAAAGAGACACAAGAUAUGGAAAUAUAAAGGCACAAUUAUGACCUCUUAUAGGCUCUCGUUAGUUGGUGAGGUUUCCUGGUGUAAGUGCCACUGCAGUAUCCUCCUUUCCCUCCUCUGUGCUUCCGCUCUCAUGAGCACAGCCCAGUCCCCUCCACUGCGCUGUUCUCGGUCAGCUGUCAAGGCGAUAGCCAAAGGACGAGGUACGGAUCCCAGUGGAUCCCAAGGAACUGGCACGUCCCGCAGAAGCAGUCCUGCCAUUAUGUUUCUGAACUUCCUCCUGUUCUCAAGCUUCACAGCUUGGCAGGCAGCCAGACCACUCUUAAUUUAAACAAAGGGAUUGGGUUGAACUUGAAGAACGCAAGAUUCCCAACAACUUGGACUUGUUUCCUUGUGAUAUUAAAAACAGUUUUCAAUUUUACUGAAUUUUGGAUCCAACAGUUCUGUCUACUGUUACUCAUCUUAUGCCACGAAGCUGGCUUAAUUCCUUCUUUUUUCUUUCUUGUCAAAUACUCUGGAACAUCACACCGUUUGUUGCCCACCUGCUGUCACAGCACUAGUAACGUGGCUCCAGUGCCCAAGAGGAACCCCUUUGCACCCCCCGCUUACACACUUUUAUGGUGGGUACUGGACCAGCUUUUGAAAUAGCCAUUUUAUUCCCUCCUACAGUGUCCUGGUUGGUGGUGGUGGUGGUGGUUUGUAUCUUUACAAAUGUUUGCUCUGAAAUGCCACCUGAAUUUACAACAUUCAAAUACACACUAUUAAAAAUUAAUCUUUUGCUGUGACAAUCCUAUUUUACAAAAAAUGUAGGUCAUUAUUACAACUAUGUUGUGAUGAAGAGUAAGAAUUUUUAUGGUAUAAAGAGAAAGAAUUUUUAUAUUGUGAUGAAGAGACAGAAUUUUUAUUGCUUCAAUUUGAACACUGUGUUUACUCUGAAGUCAUGGGAAUCGAGUAAUCACAGUAUAUCAGGCAGAAUCUUUUGCUCAAGGCCCUCGCCCUUUCCAGCAUGUAUUUUCAUCAUUUUGAGAAGAUAGCAGGUCGGCCUUUCAAGGAGUUAGUACCUCCUAUUCUUAGCCUCCAGCCUCUAGAGAGGCUGGGGACUGAAAGAUCAUGAAUUGUUGGCCUCUUUGGUCAUGGUCAUUGGUAUCAGCAAAAGAACAUCGCCAGGCCUUCUCUCUGUAACCUCUGGCCAUCCUGCAAAGCCCAGACUUGGCUCUGAGAACCAUUACAUUUCUUAGCAAGCAGAGCUGUGGAAAGACUACAACUUACUGGGAAAACAGUAAUAGAAAGGAUCAAAUAUAAACCUGCAGUCUUUUGAAUGUCAUUUGGUAGCAAUAGAAUAUUUUAUGGUGCAGUUAUCUCCAUUGUAUUUUGAGGGCUUCAACCCAAACGUUAGAACAGACCACUUACCUAUAAUGGCCUAAAAGUUUGCUACCUCUGCUUUUUUAUGAAGUUUUUUAUAUUCCUCAUAGUAAAUAGAGAUAGCACCUUAACUGUUUUAGUUUGUUAAAUGUUAUCUAAAGUUUUUGUUUCUAGUGGAAAAUGGAGAAGCCACAUUACCAGACAUGCCUUUUACUUCUCCAGCUAGUCUCUUAAAUAACUGGAAGGGAACUGCUUGGGAUUAACACUUUCUCAGUAAGCUCUAAGAGCUCUUUAAGGAUAGCUUUAAGGUCACCAAAUAUAGUUUCAAAAUCCAGCAGCUAAUCAUAGGGUUGAAAAAAUGGGGGCUUUUAACUAGGGCCAUUUCUUUUUAUAAGGCAGCUUCAUUGUGGGAAAGUUUCCUAAGAGGUAAUAGACAUUGUGGAUUCAAAGGCAAUUAUAUUGUUAAGCUGAAAUUACCUUCCUCCUCUUUUGCAUGUAGAGAAAUUGCUAAGCUUUGUUUUCUCCAUCAAUGAAGUAGAAAUACAACCAAGUAUCACUGCUGAAAGGAAUACCAAGAAAGUCAAGAUAAAGUGUACCUAUUAUAGUUUAAUGUGUAAUUCCAUAAAGAAGCAGCUAGAUCUUACUUGCAAUAACAGACCAGACACAGAAACACAAAGAUCUUGGUUAAACAUGAAAAGGAAUUGCCUGGCAGAGAGUGUAUACUAUAAAGCUAAGUAGUCCAGUGCUUUUCAAAGCAGAAUCCAGUUCCUGCUAUAAUGUAUAUUGCUAAGGGAGAAUGUGAAAUUUUUUCUCCUGACAGUCCUUCAAAUGGAUUAACUUCCACUACACCUCUCCUGACCUACCCAAGGACUGAGUUCUCAUACACUUCAGCCUCUUCUAAGGGAGUUAGAUUUUGCCUAAUUCAAAGAACAAAGAAAGGAAAGAGGAUUGAUUUCCAACCAGCUUCCUGGAUAUUGACAAGGCCAGACCUUCUAAGUCUUGAAUCCCAACAAGCGAGAAGCAGUUUUUCUUCCUUUGAGUUCUCACAGCCCUUUGUGUUUCUCUUAGAUUCCUAAUAACUUGCCUUGUUAACUGUCUAUUUCUUUAUCUCACCUCCUAGAUCAUAAAGUCCUUGUAAAAGGAAUCUUUUUUCAUCUUUGAAAAAAGGUUUUAUUCAUCUUUGUGUUUGUUGUCUGCUUCAAACCUGCUACAUUUAAUUAGCACUGUUACAAGUGGGUACCUCUUUGGACCUAACUGGUUCCUCCCAUCUACUCCCAUUCCUAUACCCCCCAACACAUACUACUAACCAGGGUACCAUUUUUCUCCCGAUCUUCUCCCUCCCCUUACAUAAAGAUUUAUCCUUCCAUCCUCACAAACUGAAACUUUGCUUAAGGUUUCAAGCAGGCCACUUCUAAUCAAGCAAAGAUUCCUACCACUGUUCUCAUUUUAUCUCCCUGACUACCAGCACCAUUCCUUUACUCUCUCCCGCCUUCUUUGUUACUGUCAAAGGUAUUCUUUUUCCACCCACAAUCUCCCCACACUCAUAGAAAACAAAGGGUGCACUGUUGGGAAGGAGAUUGCAUAUGGACGUUAGAAGGAAAGAUUGCAAAGUCCACUAUGAAAGCAGGCUGGUUAGCCUAUGAGGUGCCUGAUCAUCAUCCUUUGUCCUUGGGUGAAUGCUGUCUGUCCUGAAGUCUGUCACUCAGUGUAGGAAGGAGCCAACUCCGGCUUCACUCCCCAGAGUCAAUCAUGAGAAGGAGAAACAGAGGGAGGGAGGUUUGGAAGGCAGUGAGAGCUUGUACAUGCUGCUUCAGAGAUGCCAGAGGUAGCAGGAGACCCAGUCUGUUUCCCAUUGUAUGGUAUUCUCAUUAUUGAUAGAUGGUGGACGUCCUUCAUUCUGAUAGCUAUGAUUGCUC
Messenger RNA from Phyllostomus discolor (pale spear-nosed bat), 5206 nucleotides. It is a transcript of the gene NLN, whose product is annotated as neurolysin. Gene Ontology annotation, molecular function: metalloendopeptidase activity. The record is from RefSeq and is a predicted model, not a curated record. Lineage: Eukaryota; Metazoa; Chordata; Mammalia; Chiroptera; Phyllostomidae. Gene Ontology annotation, cellular component: mitochondrial intermembrane space. Gene Ontology annotation, biological process: proteolysis; peptide metabolic process.